Messenger RNA from Microdochium trichocladiopsis, 2521 nucleotides. RefSeq lists its product as uncharacterized. The transcript has 3 exons. The record is from RefSeq and is a predicted model, not a curated record. Bases 1 to 2034 code for a protein of 677 amino acids. NCBI's taxonomy places the organism in Eukaryota, Fungi, Ascomycota, Sordariomycetes, Xylariales, Microdochiaceae.
AUGGAGGAGGAGGAGGAGGAGGAUGAGCGUUCGACCGCUGGUGUGGCCGCCCGGGGCAGCCCAGACCUGCGAGGAGGAGCUGACGAGCACUUCCGGCGGAUGCUGGUGGCCAGGCAGAGGCGGAGGCAUGGGAUGUUCACGACGGCGCUGCACUACGGGAUGAGGCUUGCGGACGACCAGCUGUUCCGCGUCAGCCUGGCGGUCCCGACGCACGAGGGUGGUGUCCAUACUGUUUUCAAGGAUGAUGACGACGUCGACUCGGACGACGACAUGGACCUAGACAGGCUCUUCCGUGGCAAUGGCGGCAGAAGCAACGGCCGCAGCAGCUUCCGGCCCACGGACGAGAGAGAGAGGAAGAGUGGAAGAGAGACAGCAUCACAUUCUCCGCGCCGGAAGCCCGCCACGCACUUCCGCUUCAUGAUGUACAACAACGGCCGGGUAGCGUGGUGGCCGCAGGCCUACGCGCGGCCGUACAGCGCCGUGGUCGACGACCUGCGCACCGGCGUGCGGCGCAUGUACGACUUCCCUGCGCACGGGCUGAGGCAGACGGGCUACACGGCGGCGAUGAGCAGCGAGCUGCUGCUCAUGGGCCGCGGCUGCGUCCUGCACGCGUGGCACCUGCGACUCGACCGGCUACAGACGGCCACGUUCCCGCGGGCCAUUGAGCGCGUGUUUGUCGAGGCAGAUCGCGUCGUUGCCGUGGCGAGGAACAGCGACGUGUUCUACUGGCGGUAUGGGGAAGAGGAGGAGGAGGCCGGCUGCUGCUGGAGGGCGUUGGACAUGGGUGAUGAUGAUGUUGAUGAUUAUGGUGGUCGUGGUCUGGGAGGGUGUUUUGCCAGGGGCCGCGUCAGGAUGAGCGGCCUCGUCGAGCUCCCGCCUACGAGUCCGCCGCACCGCAUGGGCUUGAGGCUGUGCGAGGACGGGAUGCUGUUGGAUUUCAUCCUGCACCCGGUGGUUAUGGACACGCUGUUUGUGGUGACGUUUUCCACGGACCACCGGCUGUGUGUGCAUGAGAUACGGGACGUUGGCCGUGGUGGUCGGCGAUUUGCUACGUACCAGCCGCAGAGCGACGACAUGACUGUCUUCGAGGACCUCAGUGAGCAUGGGUACCUCCGCUGGGAAAAGAUCGACUCGCAUGGCGGAUACUGCCUGAUGAUGGUGAAUGGCGAGGAGACGAGGUGGGCUCGACACAGAGACGGCGGCCACAACCUUGCUCAUGCUCACGAACAAGGACACGACCAUGAAGAUGACUCUGCUCAGCCGGGAUCCCCAUGCGCCCAGCCGGAUGCGGCGUACACCGUCGUUGCUAUCUGCUUCAACAUCUACACAAGGGAGUUUGACUUUGUCGUGUAUCAUCCGCCGUGGCAUUUUGCUACUUCGUGGCACCUUUGGAACGGCCUGUUGUUCACACCGGACGGCAAGACGGGGCGGGACCUCGUCAUCGCAUCUCGGAGGUGCUCUCACCAUAGUACAACGCACACAUAUUCGAGUGAUGAAGAUACCAGUAGUGCCAGGGGGCCAGAAGGACCACGCAUCCCAACAUACUAUACCACGACCGAGGAGACCCAGGUCAACAGCAGAGACCAUGCCACAUCCCAUCCUAAAGAAGACCGCCCAGUCUUUGCAAGACGAAGACGCUUCGCGAUGAGCCACGCGGACCAGCAAUCAAUCCUUGCGGACUCUCAGUUACCUGGAGCAGCGUCAGUCAUAGAGCACAUCGCACACACGUACAGCCCCUCUGAGCCAUUGCCGGGUAUCACAGGAUUGCCAGAUCGGUCGACAGGCGGAUCCAGGGAGAAUGUGCCUCUCCAGCACAGGAAGCAGAGGAUUUUGGGCGAUGAUGGGCUUUUGGUCUUUGUAGACGAUCAAGACUACACGGUCUGGGGGUUUGGCCUGGAUCUGGUCGCGGAGAAAGGGAACGAUGGGAUUCACGACGGUGCAAGUGGUCGCGGGAGGGGUGGGAGAGGGAAGGGAAAAGGCAAUCAAAGUCGGAGUGCCUCCAUGGCGAGGAUUCUUCCAUGGAUCAAAAAGUGAAAGAGAUAGCAAGGUAUGAGAACGACUUGCGUUAAAGUUUAUUAAGUGAUGUCGAUGGGAAAGUCUUCGUGUCAUGGAUCAUGUGAAGCUCUGAGAGAAUACAUCCAUGGGUCUCGGAUAGAACAGCGUCGAAACAUCCAUCUCGCAAGCUUUGUCUCUUGAAACCCCGAAUAUUGCGGAUACUGCUAGGGAUGUGAAUGCAUCAUGAGCAAAUAUUCAACCAGUUAAACGCUCUGGUGGGAGAGGAAUACGAAUGCUUUCUUACUCAGUUCAUGAGACAGUAUCCCUGAAUUUGGUUCGAAGAUGGAGUGGCACGGAAUUGCUUUCGCGACUGGUGUAAGUCGGAAAGAAGCAGGCAGUUCAAAUCGAGACCCACACGCCCUGUUCCCCGAGAUCGGCCGGUCGUCAACAGUCCUGUCCUGUCCAGCCAGGCUCGGCUCGCCCAGGCUGACUGUCUAGCAGGUGCCCUCGUAUUAGUCUCGUGUCA